Arachis ipaensis is the source of this 1387-nucleotide messenger RNA. RefSeq lists its product as uncharacterized. The record is from RefSeq and is a predicted model, not a curated record. Gene Ontology annotation, molecular function: mRNA binding; protein binding. NCBI's taxonomy places the organism in Eukaryota, Viridiplantae, Streptophyta, Magnoliopsida, Fabales, Fabaceae.
AUGUUCAAUGUCAAGAUCUUGAUUAAUGGACUCUGUAAGACCGGACACACAUCUGCUGCUAUUCAACUGUUGAGAAAGAUCCCACAGUAUGGGAUUGCUCCUGAUGUCGUCAUGUACAACGCAAUUAUUGAUAGCUUGUGCAAGGUUACGUUUGUAAGCGAUGCUUUUCAUUUAUACUUUGAAAUGCUUGCUAAGGGAGUCUCUCCCGAUGUUAUCACGUACACCACUCUAAUUUAUGGAUUGUGCCUUGCGGGCCAACUUAAGGAAGCCAUUGAUUUACUAAAUCAUAUGAUGCUGAAAAACAUUUCUCCAAAUGUUCGUACCUAUAAUACUUUGAUUGAUGGACUAUGUAAGGAGGGAAAUAUCAAAGAUGCUAAGAGUGUAUUAGCUGUGAUGACAAAAGAUGCUGUGGAACCAACUGUGGUUACUUAUAAUUGUUUAAUGGAUGGGUAUUGCUUGGUUAACGAAUUAAACAAGGCAAAAUAUAUAUUUGACACAAUGGCCCAGAUAGGAAUGGCUCCUGAUAUCCAAAGUUACAAUAUUAUUAUUAAUGGCUUGUGCAAAAUUAAAUUGAUGGAUGACGCCUUGAAUCUCUUUGAAGAGAUGCGUCGCAAGAACUUGGUUCCUAACACAGUAACUUACAGUACUCUAAUUGAUGGCUUGGGAAAAUCAAGGAGAAUCUCUUGUGCUUCAAAGCUUCUUGUUGAGAUGUAUAAUAAAGGUCAACCUGCUAAUAUAAUCACUUACAAUUCCUUGUUGGAUGGGAUGUUCAAUAUCAAACAAGUUGACAAGGCACUUAUGUUAUUUAAUCAAAUGAAAAAGAGUGGCAUUGAUCCCAAUAUACGUACAUAUAAUGUACUUAUUGAUGGCCUAUGCAAAGGUGGAAGACUUACAGAUGCAAAAGAGAUUUUUCAAUCUCUUUCCAUUAAAAGCUAUCGUCCAAAUGUGAGGACAUAUACUAUUAUGAUCAAUGGGCUCUGCAAAGAGGGCUUAUUUGAAGAAGCAUUGGCCCUGAUGUCAAAAAUGGAAGACAAUGGUUGCUUACCAAAUGCUGUGACUUUUGAAAUCGUUAUUCGUGCUUUGUUUGAAAAAGGUGAGAAUGACAUGGCAGAAAAACUUCUUCGGGAAAUGAUUGCUAGAGGCUUAUUGAAUGGAUGAAUGAAGCCAUGAAGGUAAGAUACAUCAACUCAAAUUGAAAUCACCUCUCUAUUGUUGCAGAAUAUGUAUCAUAGUUCUGUAAAUUCUGUAUCUGUUGGGUCAGAGAACUUUGGCAAUGCCACAACAUCAAUACCACUGAUGUCUUGAUUAUCUCAUUUUUAUUCAAUUAAUUUUGAACUUUUAAUUUUUGUAAUUGCUAUCAUCCUUUUUAAUUCCACUAUGCUCUAUU